AUGCCACCCACAAGGAAUUCGACACUUAGAACGGAGCGGACCCAUGAAGAGAAUCAAGAACGUGCCUAUAUUGCGGCCUCCCACCGGACAGACAGAAGUCUCGAGGCCCGUAUGGAAUCGGCGCGAAGGGCGUCUGAAAUCCAUAAACAACGGACGGGGAAAUUCUUCAAGAUAACGGAGAAAGCUGUACUAGCAGGGGAGGUGUAUAUGGACGACGACGACGAAAUCCCAGCACCAUACUACCAACUUGACCAACAACUCAAACCAGAUGCCCCCAAUCGAGAGGAAUUCUUCAAAAGAUUCGUGGAUUACCUCACCGUCAAUGUUGGUCUACGGCGUAGGUUAGAAUCAGCUAUCGGAGAAGCAAAAGUUCAGAGUGCUGGCAAUGGGGAUCCAGCUGCAGCACACAAAAGAGGGCCUGCUUCGGCAUCAUCAGGGCUUCAAGAAGGGUCAGCACUUGAGCAAGGCCAGGGCCCGAGUAGGGGCAUCCAUAUACCAUCUUUCUCUUCAACCGUCUUCAUCCCGCCAUAUCAGGGCCAGUUACAGUCUACUACUCCAGAACCAUCAAAUUCGCCUAGUCCACCUGCUAUGGUAACACAUACUCACCCACAAGUCGCUACGGGCCAAUUUCAACCUCCAAUAUCCGCUAAUGGGACACAAUUUCACAUGGGCCCAGUAGGUCUAGGAACUCUUCCUCCACAUUAUUUCGAAGGCACAUAUCUAGGUCGAAGACAAACGGUACCUGCAAUAAGGAUACCUCAACAAAUUUCUCCCCCUUCUGCUAGUGCGCCAGUAUCAGGCUUGUCUCAAAAUCCAUACUAUUCCGCUGUUCUAACACCCGAACAAUAUCAAGUUCUAAGCCAAAACUUUUCUACUGGGCGUUCAUCUGCCAGCGCUGCAGAGGCUGUAGGAAGCCCUAUGAGCGACAUAUCAAUGGCAUCUUUUCGGACGCCAUUAAAUCCCACGACACCAUCAGUGGGUAGUGGAUCUCCUGAAUGUUUACUAGUGAGGAGACCUUCAGCUCCUGGUAGAAUCUCAGAAUCCCCUUUACGAACAUCAACAUUUAGUCCACAUUUAAAGCAGCAACAGAAACUCUCUACCAACUCUGAAAAUUUUAAUAUGAAUACAAAUCUCAGCAUACGUCGUCAAACUCCAAAUAUAGCAACCCAGGAUUUAAACAGUCCAAUUAUAUCAGUAACACCGACAUCAAGGGAAGGAACUAAAAGCAUACCUCAAUCUCCUGCCACAAAACGUAAGGCAACAGACAUAAGCGGGGAAGAACGACCUGCAAAGUCUUCUAGAUCAGAUGAUAGCCCCACUAGGACCUCGUAUUCGCCAGUUCAAAACCAGGCUGCUCAAAAUCCCAUCUUAGACACAGACUUCGGUCUCUUUGAUUUCUCCUUACCGCAAAACUAUAAAGAUAUCCUCUACGGCCCUGGCAUGUUCAUGCCUGGAGACGCAGCUCUAUCUUUCGCUGGUCUCACAGCCCGGGACUUUAAUUGUGCAGGAAUCUCUACGACAUGCCCUACAGAAACACCUGGUAUAUCUCUGCCAGUUUAUGAUAUCUCAGAUUCGGAAUCGGGCCAUAAUAAUGCAACACAAAACCAAAGUCUCCCCAUCAAUCCGCCAUUAACAUUUAACAUGAGUUUUUCAAAACAUAACAACGAUUCCUUCGAAAACUUCGAAGAGAUGUGGCGGAAAUACUUCUUAGACAGGGGGGUACAACCUCAUACAGCAAAUACGGGUUAUCCGGCGGGGCAACAUGGUAUAGAUCCUGGGGGGUCAUUCCCUUCUUGA
Orbilia oligospora ATCC 24927 is the source of this 1797-nucleotide messenger RNA. RefSeq lists its product as uncharacterized. Bases 1 to 1797 code for a protein of 598 amino acids. The transcript is spliced from 2 exons. The record is from RefSeq and is a predicted model, not a curated record. Lineage: Eukaryota; Fungi; Ascomycota; Orbiliomycetes; Orbiliales; Orbiliaceae.